AUGGCUGGUUAUCGCUCUGAAGAAGACCAUACCCUUUACCGGCCCGGUGGAUUCCACCCUGUUCACCUGGGCGAUGUCUUUAAUUAUCACUACGAGGUUCUCAGAAAGCUUGGUUACGGUCGGUACUCGACAGUAUGGCUAGUGAAGGAUCAAAGGCAAGACGACUUUGUCACUGUCCUUUUGAUGGGACGUUCUCUGAUUGUAUCAUUUAGGACUGGCUGUUACGGGGCUUUGAAGGUCCUCAGCGCAGAAUGUUACGAUGGGUCUCAAGAUAUAUCCGAACUGGAAGUCCUCACACGGUUACGCGACUCGGAUCCCAAGCAUGAUGGACAUCGACACAUCCCUAUGCUUGUCGAUUCGUUUAAACACCUUGGACCAAAUGGUCAUCAUCUAUGCCUUGUGCUGGAGCCUAUGGGAGAAAAUCUAAGGACUUUUGGCACGUUAUUUGCCAAGGAUCAGGUCCCAAGUUCGAUCAUGCGACGCUUCGGCCAGCAACUCCUUCUUGCAUCAGAUUACGCUCACCGAUCGGGCGUCAUACAUACAGAUAUCCAGCCCCGGAAUAUUAUGAUCCAAAUUCCAGACCUUUCAAUCAUUGACGAUUACUUAAAGAACACAACUCCAGACCCUAUGGCUUAUGACCCUAGUUCUGAUCCUUUGGCAAUUGUGUCUCACCCUUUAAAGGACUUUUAUAUCCGAGGAUCGACCGAUCUGAUGACCCUUGAUGUUGCUCUCUGCGAUUGGGGUUCUGCCAGCUGGAUUAACCAUCACCCGACAGAACUUAUACAGCCUGUGCUGCUUCGAGCCCCGGAAGUCAUCAUUGGAGCUUCGUGGGGACCAUCAGUCGAUAUCUGGAAUCUAGGUGCUGUCUUACUCGAGGUUCUAGAUGCGGUGCGAAUGUUCGACGGUCGAACAAUGCAAACCGGGGGCGUCUUCCAAACCAAGCAUCAUCUCGAAGAAAUAGUGGCUCUCUUUGGGCCAUUCCCUCCUCACCUACUAGCGCUAGGGGACCCAAAGAUCGUAGCCGAAUACUUCGAUGACCAAGGAAACAUUCGCAAUCCUACCCCUCGACCAAAAGCCUUUCUGGAAAACUGGAUCGAGAGUAUCACGGGAAACGACAAGGAGGAGUUUGUAAUGCUGUUAAGGAGCAUGAUGAAGAUCGACCCUGAUGAUCGUCCGACAGCAAAAGAAUCACUCAGUGAAGCGUGGUUUCAACGUACGACUAGUAACCCUGACAGCUAG
Penicillium egyptiacum is the source of this 1239-nucleotide messenger RNA. NCBI's taxonomy places the organism in Eukaryota, Fungi, Ascomycota, Eurotiomycetes, Eurotiales, Aspergillaceae. The record is from the annotation of a GenBank genome assembly.